Molecule: messenger RNA, 819 nt
Organism: Chaetomium globosum CBS 148.51
Lineage: Eukaryota; Fungi; Ascomycota; Sordariomycetes; Sordariales; Chaetomiaceae
Exons: 5
Coding region: 1-819 (272 amino acids)
Source: RefSeq, a predicted model, not a curated record
AUGGCGCGGCAUUUGGGCAAGCUGCGCCGCCGCACCAUUCCUGUGGGCCUUCGGAGAGGUGGGAAGCAGCGCCGAACAAGCCGCAGGCUGAUCUCCACCCAGGCGCCCAAACAGCGGCGAGUACGGAUCCCAGUGGGGUUUGGUGCGACGGGGUGGUGGGAAACACAGGAGCACUGCUGUGGUAAGCGGGCCAAGGGCAAGGUGUCGUGCAUCGGAAGGGUCGCAUUGAGAGAGGGUGGUGGGCGCGACGUGCGUCGCGACAAGCCGGGCCAGGGCGCCCUGGGCUUGAGUGUGGCUCCCAACGGUGGAAGCUUUUCCACGGUUCGAUCAAUGUGUCUCAAGGUUUUGGGGGAGGGGGUGUGGCUAGCUAACCUCUUAGCGCAGCCGAGAUCAGAGACAGUGCAUCGUUUGAGCCUUCUUUUCCAACAGGGGUGGCACCGACAGUUUCAUCAAGGGGGGGUUCGGUUGGGGGCCAGCAAAGAAGGCGACGACGCGUCCAUGAGAAGGCACCGCAGAGUGCACCAGCAGAACAACAACCCACACGACCGGCGCAGCCGCGAGAUGCCAGGAGUGACAGGUGGAGAAGCGGCUUGCUGGGGGUCAAUCAGCCCGGUCAUCCUCAUGUUCGAUGCCGUGCCUCAAGCUGGCCCUGGUGAUGACGCAUCUGAAGCGUGUGUUGGAGCGAAGAAAAGUACUUCGUAUACUUCGUACAAUUAUGUAUUUUUGUUGGUGUGGGCGCUUGUUCAGAUUGCGGCGGAAUUCGCUUACUGGGCAGGUCAUGGAGCGGGGGAGAAGGAAAGAGCUCUCAACCGAUACUGA